UUCUCUAGUUUAGGCUCGCUCCCCGCCCUCCCCGGCUGUGCGCUCUAGGUGCGGCUGUGCGCUCUAGGUGCAGCUGUGCGCGCAGUUCGGCAGUCCCAGCCAUGUCCGCCGAGAGAGAGGUAGCCGAGGCGGCCACCGUGGUGGCGGCGGCCGAGGCAAGGGCAGGAGAAGACGCCCCUUCGCAGCCCCCGAAGGCGGAGGCAGCCGGCGAGGCCCAGCCAUCCGCGGCCCCGGAGGGGGCCGCCGCCGCUUCGCCGCCGCCGCUGCGCUGCCUGGUGCUCACCGGCUUCGGCGGCUACGACAAGGUGAAACUGCAGAGCCGGCAGGCCGCGCCCCCGGCCCCCGGUCCAGGCCAGCUGACGCUGCGCGUCAAGGCCUGCGGGCUCAACUUCGCCGACCUUAUGGCCCGACAGGGGCUGUACGACCGGCUGCCGCCGCUGCCCCUCACUCCGGGCAUGGAGGGCGCGGGCGUGGUAAUCGCUGUGGGCGAGGGAGUUAACGACCGCAAGGUAGGGGAUCGGGUGAUGGUGUUGAUCCGGUCAGGCAUGUGGCAGGAGGAGGUGACUGUGCCUUCGGUCCAUACCUUCCCGAUGCCAGAGGCCAUGACUUUUGAAGAAGCUGCUGCCUUGCUGGUCAAUUAUAUCACAGCCUACAUGGUCCUCUUUGAUUUUGGCAACCUACGACCUGGCCACAGCGUCUUGGUACACAUGGCUGCAGGGGGUGUGGGUAUGGCUGCCCUGCAGCUGUGCCGGACAGUGGAGAACGUGACGGUGUUUGGAACGGCCUCAGCCAGCAAGCAUGACGUGCUGAAGGAGAAUGGAGUCACACACCCCAUCGACUACCACACGACUGACUAUGUAGAUGAGAUCAAGAAGAUCUCCCCCAAAGGAGUGGACAUCGUCAUGGACCCUCUAGGGGGAUCAGAUACUGCGAAGGGCUACAACCUCCUCAAACCCAUGGGCAAAGUGGUCACUUACGGAAUGGCCAACCUGCUGACAGGCCCCAAGCGGAACCUGAUGGCCCUGGCGCGCACGUGGUGGAAUCAGUUCAGCGUGACAGCGCUGCAGCUGCUGCCAGCCAACCGCGCUGUGUGCGGCUUCCACCUGGGCUACCUGGAGGGCGAGGUGGAGCUGGUCAGCGGUGUGGUGGCCCGCCUCCUGGCUCUGUACAACCAGGGUCGCAUCAAACCCCACAUCGAUUCGGUGUGGCCCUUUGAGAAGGUGGCAGAUGCCAUGAGGCAGAUGCAGGAGAAGAAGAAUGUGGGCAAAGUCCUCCUGGUGCCUGGGCCCGAGAAGGAGAACUAGGCCAGGGGCCGGAAGACCCUCGGGGCCCAGGGAAGAGAGAAGCUGGGAAGCCAUGCGCUGCUGGCCACCAGCCCCUCGCAGUUCAUCCCCUAUCACAAUGCGCUGCCCUCUCCCCCCAAAGGUCUCCGAGGUGAUGCCCUCUCCCCUGCCCUGUUCUUUCUCUUUGGUCAGGGCUUCCCCCCUCCCCUUCCAGGCCCCUGAAGAGGCUGGGAAGUGACCACUUGGAUGUCUAGGCCCUGCCAAGGGGACAGGGAGGGUCAGAGGGAGGCCGGCUGCUUCCUGCCCCCUCUCUGUCCCCGGGCCUGCUGUGCUGCUUUGUGCCAAGGUUAGCCAGUCCCUUCCCAUCCUGUUCUGUGUGCUUCCGCCUCCGCCUCAUCUCCCUUCCUGCCCCUGCCCCACACCUCCCCAAAGAAUUGAAAUGUCAGCUCAGGAUAUGGGGCCAAUCUGUGUGAAUCCAGCAUGUCCCUGUCUUGCCCUAGCCAGCACCCACCUUGUCGCAUGGCCUCGUCCUCUUGUCCCUAAUCUCUCAAGCACAAGCGGGCUCCUUCCACCUCCCAGUGUUCCGCCACUCUCAACCAGGGGUGCCUCUUCCAGCAGGGGUGGGAGUCAGACCUGCUCCCCUAGGUCACCGCUCUGGGAGGGACACAGAGCCCCCUCACCCUUCACUGAGUUCUCUGGAUUUGUUCUCAGUGCCUUAGCAUGGAAACCUGUGCUUGUGUAUGUGGGGUCCCUGUCUCACCUCCUCAGCCCUGUCCUCCCCAGUGCCUUCCUUGUUCUGCUGGAGCUGGGGCUUUGCUGCUCCCCAGUCCCACAACACUGCCAAAAAUCUGUGUUUGUGCUGGUGGGUGUGGGGCCAGCCCCUGGCCCCCUGGGGCCUGUGCCAUGUCCUGUCUCUGGGGCUGUCAUUUCUCUAUGGUGGUUGAGGAGAAAGAGGCGGGAAGCUUUCUCAGCCUUGCAGCUAAGUGUGGCAUUUACCACAGCUCUAAGAGGCGAUGCCAUCUGUCUCUUGUUCCGGGACCAAAGUAAAAAUCAAAGCACAUUCCCCAUGUAGUCAAGGGAGGCCCACUGCCUUCUCAGAGCAGGGAGGCAGCUUUUCAAACUCAGCCCUAAACUUUGUUUACAUGGGUGGGGAGGUGGAACAGGGCAUCAAAGCGGGAUGUUUAGGACCUAGGCCACUGGAACCAAAGUGGGGACUUCCUAGGGUAGGGGUUUAAGUCCCUCUACUCUCAGACCUGGAAUUGGGGGGGUUAUUGCCCGAGCUGUUGCCAGUGGGAGGUGGGAGGAGGGGUUCAGCCUCUUCAUCAUCUGAAUGAGGCCUAAAUGUGCGAAGUGCGAUUUCCGCUUUUGUGUCCCCUCUCCCCCGCCAUGACCGAAGCUGCCUUUGUGUCUGUGUCAAUAAAAAGCCAAACCCUG
Messenger RNA from Camelus dromedarius (Arabian camel), 2717 nucleotides. It is a transcript of the gene VAT1, whose product is annotated as vesicle amine transport 1. Gene Ontology annotation, cellular component: mitochondrial outer membrane. Gene Ontology annotation, biological process: negative regulation of mitochondrial fusion. Bases 102 to 1304 code for a protein of 400 amino acids. NCBI's taxonomy places the organism in Eukaryota, Metazoa, Chordata, Mammalia, Artiodactyla, Camelidae. The record is from RefSeq and is a predicted model, not a curated record. The transcript is spliced from 6 exons. Gene Ontology annotation, molecular function: oxidoreductase activity; zinc ion binding.